AUGGCUUCAACUAUAGAGAGUGCGGAUUAUUGUUCAUUUUCUACUGUAUGCAAGAUGUGGCAUUUUUCUUAUUGUGGUGAAAGGUACCGCUGCCCCUCAAUUGGUUGCAUACUGAAACGACAAGUUGAGUCGAGUCCCUGGAAAAUCCUACCAGUUGCAGGCAAAAUAAGUCAACCACGCCGAUCAUCACAGCGAAAAGAGUUGCAUUUGGUUUUGAGAGACGGUGUUUUGGUAAACAGCAAGCCCCAAUGCAAACGAUCAUACCGAUCUGCCAUGGCAGCCUGUUGGUCACAUGAAACACACAGGAGCACAGGGGAAGUUUUAUUAUCAUGCGCGGUGCAAUAA
Messenger RNA from Komagataella phaffii GS115, 345 nucleotides. RefSeq lists its product as hypothetical. Lineage: Eukaryota; Fungi; Ascomycota; Pichiomycetes; Pichiales; Pichiaceae. The coding region runs from base 1 to 345 and encodes 114 amino acids. The transcript has a single exon. The record is from RefSeq and is a predicted model, not a curated record.